AUGAACACGAAGGAGCCCCCAAAGUGCGCAGUUAUUAGUUAAUAAUGUACGCGCGGGGGGUUACUGGGGGCGGCACGGCGACCAAUGACUGUUUUCAUGUAACGACGGUGACAUCAAAAUUAGGUGUAUUAACUUGCUUCUCGGCAGGUAUCUACAUAGUUGUAAUUAGGAUACGAAAAAUUAGAUAUUUAAAGACAAAAAUGAUAGUAUGUUAAAGGUAGACCGAAACAUGUGCACGUCGUUUGUUUAACAAAAAAAAAAUAUAAUAUAAUAAUACAGCCGGAAUGAGUGGUUUAUACGACGAGCUGGCAGCAUAAGAAUUACACUUGUGUGUAAUAUCAAAAAACAACAUUUCAUGAGUUUAGGCUUAUACAUGCGGUUUUAUGGUUUCGUGUAUGCUCAGCAGACGUUUUCAACGUUAUUACAUAUUUUGAAGGUUCUUUUAGUUUGGUCGAAUAUAAUUCUUAACAAAUAAUAUUUCUUCGGAAUUCAAUGGUAGUAUUUCACGUAAUUGUCUGUAAAAGCCAAUAGCAAUCUAAUAUUUUUAGGAAUUAAAAAAUUGUUAUUCUCUCUAUUCUUUUGUGACAUUGCACGUAAUAUUGUUUAACAUUUUCAAGACGAUCGUGAAAAUUAUACUUAAUCAUAAGUCUGUUCCAUUCACUUGGCAAUCAGAGCAUAUAUAUGUGCUUAUUCGUAUAACAUGGCGGUCGAUUAGUAAACUCACCGCUGAUAUUAAAAAGCAAAUGAAAAUUAUCAUCGAGGCUCUAAAAGAACGUGAAUUAAUGCUCAUUAAAAAUACCAACAGCCAAUCUAUAUCUCAAAUACCAAAAAAUUAUUUGCACUCUGAAGAUAUGAAAUUUUCAUCUAAAAAUCUUACCAGUACAUCUCAGGCACUAUACCCAAGUUUGAAGGACGAUGAUUUCAACUAUUGUUUGCCAAAAGAAGAUAGUUCUAGUACAUCGUUGGAUAUCCUGCGAACCGAUAAAAUUGCGUUGUCCAGCAUUCAGCAACUCAACGAAGUCAUGGCUUCUAAAUCCCAAUAUUUAAUUGAAUCCUUGAAGAAAAUUGAUGAUUCAUCUAAACAGCACUCUAAGUUAUUAGAUGACAUUCAUAGUAAUAAAUAUGAAAAACAAAAUACGCCUUUUAUUUUUGAACAACAACAAGCUUACUAUGGAAAUUCGGUGGAUGUUAUUGCGGAGGAAGAAGUUGAAGAUUAUAAUGAUUGGCAUGAAAUUGAAGUGCAAGAUACUUGUUAUGAUGCGGACAAUUCGACAGAUAGUCGAUUGGACAUUACAGCUAACAUAGGACGCAGGUGUCCCGGUUAUGCGGUUAUAAGUCCCGGGAGUGUUUCGCCGUCAAAAAAACAACUCUACGGAAACAAAUUAAUUUCACCGGUGAAGUAUGAUGGAUGGCGAGAUGUUAGCUCGACCGAGAGUUCCAGAACAUCAACUCCAACUCGACCUCAAUUGACAACAACUAGGUGUCUAGAGGAAACUUAUAAGUCAUGUCAAAAAUAUGAAUAUAAUAAAAUAUGAAUACCACAAAAGAAGCUUUUAAAAUGUUUUUACGGUUCACAAAGUUUUACAUGCAUUAUAAAUGUGUUUAAAUACGUGUCUCUAAAAACAUUUUAAGUAUUAUUAAUACUGUUGAAAAUUGAGUUGCAACUAAGUAGAAUAAAAUUUCAGUACUUUAUGACUGUGUAUUAAUUUUUAUCUAAA
Molecule: messenger RNA, 1718 nt
Organism: Daktulosphaira vitifoliae (grape phylloxera)
Lineage: Eukaryota; Metazoa; Arthropoda; Insecta; Hemiptera; Phylloxeridae
Exons: 6
Coding region: 744-1535 (263 amino acids)
Source: RefSeq, a predicted model, not a curated record